AUGUUUCAAGUGGCAGCUCAAAUGACAGUUCUGCUUCCAUUCAAUAUCAACCCUUCUACGCUCACUCCAAUAUUCACAAAUGUCUCUUCCAAUUCUUCUGCACCCGUCCUCGCCAUUCCCGCAACGCCUGAUGAAAGAAGUCUGCUUUUACCACUGCUGCAUCUACAGACGUUAUCUCCAUCUCUCCGCCACUUCCAGAAAAGUUCAACAUUAUUACGUUCUGGAACACGAAAUAUUGGCGGCAAGAAUGAAAUUGAACAGCCAGAUGGAAUGAUCAAUGGAUCUGGUGAAGAGAAAGAUGAAAAGUUAGAGAACAUGAAAACUCUUCAAGGUCUGCACGAGAAAGAAUAA
Paraglomus occultum is the source of this 351-nucleotide messenger RNA. The record is from the annotation of a GenBank genome assembly. NCBI's taxonomy places the organism in Eukaryota, Fungi, Glomeromycota, Glomeromycetes, Paraglomerales, Paraglomeraceae.